Molecule: messenger RNA, 1420 nt
Organism: Dendroctonus ponderosae (mountain pine beetle)
Lineage: Eukaryota; Metazoa; Arthropoda; Insecta; Coleoptera; Curculionidae
Product: G-protein coupled receptor 143
Exons: 6
Coding region: 255-1352 (365 amino acids)
Biological process (GO): cell surface receptor signaling pathway; G protein-coupled receptor signaling pathway; regulation of calcium-mediated signaling
Cellular component (GO): melanosome membrane; plasma membrane
Molecular function (GO): L-DOPA binding; dopamine binding; L-tyrosine binding
Source: RefSeq, a predicted model, not a curated record
UAGUUUUCCUUAAGCUCUAACUGAUAUGAUUAUAUUGAAAUAUUAAAGCAAGCAUUUACUUUAUUACCAGAUUUUGGCUUUUGAUAACUGUGCAAACAGAAUUUUACCCAGUAGCAGGUUCUGGGACUAAACAGGAUUUUCACUCAGCCCAGACAUGUCGGAGUUCUGAGGCUUCAGUUCGCUGAGAUUAAGUUACCGGUUGCUCACAGUUUCGUCAAAGAGUUAGUCUUUGGUUGCCGAAGAAGUGCGAAAACAUGUCCGAUCCAACCAUUCAAACUUUCUGCUGCCAUCAUGGAAAUGGCACAGAUGUGGCUCUGACCAUUAUUGAGGAUUUUGAUCCAGACUCCUAUAAUACUGUGUGUCUGUUUUCUUCAGCUCUGGGCAUAUUCGGCGCCAUUUACCAGGUGCUACCCAGAAGGCAAUUUAGCAACAGUCAUCGAUGGUUUUCGUUCUCGACCGAACGAGGCCGGAAAAUCAUCGUAUGGCUAGCGGUAGCCGAUCUAUUAGCCGCUGUGGGGGUGUUUGCUCGAUCGAUGAUUUGGAUAAAUAAAAAAAACAUUAUGCCUGAAGUUGAUGAUGAUUCCAGCGUACUUUUCUGUGCGAUAUCUUCGGCUUUGACUCAGUAUUUUUACACUUCCACAUGGAUUUGGACGCUAUGUUACGCCAUAGACAUGAGAUACGUGCUGAGCCAAAAAGAGGGCCAUUUCAAAUAUUACCAUUUUUUUGCAUGGACCAUUCCUGCGAUUUCCACCAUCACUGGGCUGUCGCUUUUGUACUUGCCCAACGCCAACUGCCACAUGGCUCUAUCAACUAGAGCAGUUGUUUUACAAAUCCUGCCCAACUACAUUAUAACGUAUGUUCCAAUGCUGGUUGUGAUGGUGGUAAAUCCGAUUCUAUACCUGAAAUCCAUCAGAGAUAUGAGGAAUAUUAUCAGCUGCACUUCUGGCCAGUUCACCAGCAGGGAAAGAACCAUUGUGGACGCUAUCAAAGUUAAAUUUGGCGUGAUAAACUUGGUGUUUUACAUCUGUUGGAUGCCCAAUCUAAUCAACGGGUUCCUCAUGUGGAUGCUGUGGUUCCGUUUGCCUACUGAGUCCGUUAUUGUCCUCUGGCAUAUUAUGGAUUUCACGAAUCCUUUGCAAGCGUUCUUCAACGCGUUAGUCUAUAGGCGAUGGAGUUCUGGUUCAGAGAAACUGGUCUGUCCUUGGAAACAGUACGGAACUUCGGAUUUGCAGUUAUCUGGAUCGACUAGCAGUAAAUCGUCCAGGGGAACUAUCAGGGAGGAGAUCUAUCCUCUUUUGCAAAGUUCGCCGGCUAAAAGCAUCAAUGAGUACCACGGGAUUGCUAAAUUAUAGCCAUAAUUCGUCUGUUGAUUAAGCUAUUUAUUUUUUGUAUCAGUUUUUAAUAUAUUUGUGCUCUUAAA